Messenger RNA from Oncorhynchus keta (chum salmon), 1153 nucleotides. RefSeq names its product kinetochore protein Spc24-like. NCBI's taxonomy places the organism in Eukaryota, Metazoa, Chordata, Actinopteri, Salmoniformes, Salmonidae. The record is from RefSeq and is a predicted model, not a curated record. The coding region runs from base 398 to 985 and encodes 195 amino acids. The transcript is spliced from 6 exons.
GUAAUCGAAAAAGGUUGGGAACCACUGCUAUACGUUGUUCAUCUAACGAAAGUUAAACUCCGUGGGUCCAUCAAGUUCCAUUGUGUAAAAUAAAUCGUGCAAUCAUUACAUUGGCGCCCCCACGUGGAUCACAUCGCUGGAUAUUUUUGGCGCUUUCUAUUAAUUCGAUAUUUUCAAUUGUAGGCAUCUACUUAUUGUGUAUGUGAAUAAAUACUUUACAUUUGUCCCGUAAUUUAGUUUUUUUUGUUUAGAAACAAAAAUUCCGUCAGGCACUUUCGCUGGUACCUCAUGUUAGCGCGCGCGUUCGCAAGACAAAUUAGAAUUACGGAAACGACUGAAGUGAAGCAAAACUCAGUGUACUGUUUACAUUCGGCAAAACACGAAAAGACGUGUCACCAUGCUUCAGGACGUUAUGGACACGGGAGAGUCGAUGGUCAAAAUACUGAAAAGCAGCAAAGCUGACGAUGAAUUAAGAAAAGUGAGAGAAAAACAGCAGUCUUUCUUUGAGCGACACAUGGACACGAUGAAAACCAUCACACUGGUGUUAAACGGUGUAGUUCAGUGUGAGGAUGAGGCGAGCCAGAAGCUGCUGGCCAUGGAGGGCCAGAAGAGCCAGGCAGAGUGGGAACUGGACAGCCUGGAGCAGGAGCUGCAGCAGUAUACAGCAAGGAGCCAGAACAUGGACUCAGAACUACAGUUCCUGCAGAGGAAGCUGGAGAGUCUGCGUGACUCGGAGCAGGAGCUGCAGACCUUGCAGCAGGAGGUUGAUGAUGACACUACGGAGGUCAUCCCAUCAGCCAUAUACGUGGCCCAGUUAUACCACAAGGUGACCAAGAUCAAGUGGGAGUAUGACACGGAGCCACACAUUCUGAGAGGAGUGCACUAUGGAGCUGACCUGGCCACACCAAUCAACAUAGACACCUCUGUGCGGUCUCGGUGUUCAGUCAGUGAUGAGCUGUGGAACUUUGUCAACACUGAAUGGUAGAAGAGAUGAAAGGAAAGUUGCCAUAUUUGUCCAGUAGUUGUUUGUCCUGUAGUUGGAUUGUCUGUGUGUUGUAAUACAUUUGUUUUAUACUAAGAUUGUAUUCCUAUUGUUGGUAUUGACUUCCAUGACAUUUUGUUAUAUUGAAUAAAGUAGUUUUCCUAAACAUCA